AUGAUAGAAGACUUUAACAAAUUAUCUCAGUGUUUUAACGAUUUUUUGAAGAACAGCACUGAACUGUUGGUACAGCAACAAAUGAAGAGUAUUCGGUUGGAUCCAGAAAUAACUACUGCUGGAACUACUGCAAGUAUUAACAGUUUAACCGAUAAGGUGCAAGAGUUUCACAGUAUAUUGGAUGAUCUAGAUAUCACGUUAGAAAAUUCUAUUAGAUUUAUAAACGAUUUCAACAAACAUUGUUUAUAUAAAGAACAAAGAUUAAAAGAAAUACAGGAAGAAAAGGAAAGGUUGGAAAAGUUAAAGAAGGAGGAAGAAGAGGCGAGAGCGAAGGAACUGCGAUUAAAGGAAGAAGAAGAGGAGAAGAAAAAAAUGGUUAUGAUGAAAACUGAAGAAGAAGAAAAACAAAGACUACAACAAGAAAGUUUGAAUAGUAAUAAUAAUGAAAUAAAUUCUUUGAAUAUUUCUGACUAUACUAGCAAUAAUACUGGUUCAAAUAUUAACAAUAAUAAUGCUGAUGGAUUUAUUAAUUCAGAUAAUCCUUUAUGUGUGGGUUCUUUAGACACAGUUACUGCCAACAAUAUUAAUAAUGAUAUAUUAGCUGGUGGUUCUAAUUCUAUGGAGCAUAGCACUGUAUUGAACUCGUUAAGUGCCGAUAAUAAUUAUGCUAAAAGUAAUAAUACAGAUAAUAGUGGUGGUGGAAACGCUAAUAUCAAUAGUAACAAUGAUAAUAGUAAUAGUAAUAAUAAUAAUAAUAAUAAUAAUAAUGCUAAUAAUAAUGAUAAUAAUAAUGAUAAUAUUAAUAACAAUAAUAAUAAUAAUAAUGCUAACAAUAAUGAUAAUAAUAAUAAUAAUAAUAAUAAUAAUAAUAAUAAUAAUAAUAAUGAUAAUAAUAACAAUUUAAUAACUGAUAAUUUUAAUGCAAAUGAUUUCGAUUUUAGUGUUUUUAAUGGUGCCAUUCAAAAUGAUUUUAAUUUGGGUAGUACUAGUAGUAUUCAUAGUAAUGAGAACGGUAUAAAAAAUACAUCUAGUGCUGCCUUGGAAUCUGCCCUUUUAAGAACCAUGCCAGACAAUGAUAAUAACAACGCAACUAGUAAUCAUAAGGUUAAUACACAUGAUAAUGUCAGCAAUGGUAAAGACAAUGUUAAUAUAAGUAGUAACAAUAGUAAUAAUACUGCUAGUAACAGUAAUAGUAAUAGCUAUGCUAAUAUUGAUAAUAACAACAACAACAACAAUAAUAAUAAUAAUAAUAAUGUUGAUAAUACUAACAACAACAAUACCUUCAAAGAUAAUCUUAACAAUAACAAUGCUAAUGGCAACAACGAUAAUAGUGGUAUGGGAAUUAAUUAUACUACAGACAAUGUUAAUACAGAUAAUAACAACGACAAGAAUGACAAUAAUAAUGGUGAGUUAGAUGGUCUUGGAGAUGAUCAGUAUUUGACAUUGAAUGAACUAAAUGAUUUAGGUAUAGACUGGGGUAAUAGUAAUGUGGACGGUUUUAAUGAAAGUGGUAGUACAUUUGGUAUGUGA
This is a messenger RNA of Saccharomycodes ludwigii, 1530 nucleotides long. It is a transcript of the gene MED2, whose product is annotated as Med2p. Lineage: Eukaryota; Fungi; Ascomycota; Saccharomycetes; Saccharomycodales; Saccharomycodaceae. The transcript has a single exon. The coding region runs from base 1 to 1530 and encodes 509 amino acids. The record is from RefSeq and is a predicted model, not a curated record.